UUACGGUACAAAAAUGUAGUAACAAAUCCGCUCACAAAAAUGAGCAUUUUCGGCGAUGCAUUCAUUUCUUUCAACCUGAUUACAGCGCCUCUUGUUCGUCGUGGGCUCUUGCCAAGGCACAAGCCGCAAUCGCUUGGUGCACCGGGUUUUGUAGUGCACUAUGUUUCGAGAGAGGGAUCAGACAAUGAUGAUGGAGGCAAGCACCAUCACCUAUUCUGUAUCCUCCUGUAGCGACUCCAUGAUUGAAGCUAGCAAAGACUUUGUGAUCAAGCUCUUGGUGGAAGAGGAAGGAGUAACCACUAUUCGUAGAAUUCGUCUCUUUCGCAUUGUCGAGCAAGGGGGCAAGAUCUCUUAUGAUAGACUUGUCCGACUUGUGAGCUCCAAAAUACGCUACCUUCAUAUUGACGAUGUACGCUUAUCCUACCUCGAUGUUGACGACGAUUGUGUGGUUGUCGACUCCCCUGAUGAGCUAGUUGAUGCUAUCGACCAGUUCAAUGAUCAAAGAGUGCUAAGGCUCUUUGUGGGAGAGGUUACCCCAUCCAUGAAACAAGCCUAUUACGCACACGGCGGCGUGGGAAAUGGACAUCCCAACAAGAAAAUGACGUUCAAUGGAGAUAUGCAACAAAUGAUUGAACGACAAAUAGAACAAGUUCUGGAAAAGAGAUUUCGAUUACUGGAACAGAAACGACGGGAACAAGAACAAGGGGCAAGAAGUGGACCAAAUAGUGCCAAUCCAAGAGAUUUUCCUACACAAUCAGCACAGCGGGUUGAUAUUGGUAUCCGAGAAGAACCAUCGCCACCACAGCAGCAGCAACAACAACUUCAUCACCAAGCUUCUCCCAGACGUUCACCACAGUCACCAUCGUCCAACAAUCAAAAGCCACAGACACAAUCGCGCCACGAAUACUCGCCCCAAAGAGGAAACGAAGGGUGGUACGACUCGGAUGUGAUCCGCCUUGAGGACUAUAGCUCGAGCGAUGGCAUCCCAGCGGAGCCUUUGGUGGGCGAAGAGGAGUUUCUGCCAAACGAAAACAAUCCCCGAAAUCUCGCACGGAUUCGAAUGCCUUGGGAAACUCAAGAGGAAGUCGUGGAUAGACGUCCGCCAAGGCCACGGAAACAUGCAACUCCAGGAAACGAACACAAGCGACACAGUUUUGACUAUCCCGCUGGGGACUAUAGGGGUAGCAUGGAGCAAGACGAAUAUGACCUUUCCAGAAUUAAUCGGCAUCGGCAAAAGCAUUCCUCGCGGAGGAAUCAUCACCAUCAUCAUCACCACCACCAAAGCCUUGACAAUCAUCGUUUGCCAUCAAUGACAAAGCGAGUCAACAUAGGUCGAGAUCCGGUCCAGACUCUGGAUACACGGUUUUUGAUGAAUUCGCCAAAGCAGGCAAAGCCGAAAGAACCAAAGAGUGGCUAUCGGACGCAUCCGGUGGACCACAUAAUGCCGUCUGCGAACGAUUCCAUGACAUACAUCGACGACGAAGACGACUUUCAUCCUGACGAAGAAUACGACGAUGUGGACGUAAGAGACGAUGAAGAAGACGACCGUGACUUGGAUUCUGACCUUAAUAGUUUGUCGCCUCGAAAUCAUCACCACCAUCACCAACAACACCAACACCAUCACCACCAUUCUCAAAAUGGGGCAAGCAUGAAUGAUGACGCUCGUUACCUCCAAGAUUGGGAAACGAAUACCGUCGAUAGCGACGCGGAGCUGAGCCUGUUGUUGAGCGACACUGAUUUUCGGGAACACCUAGAACACCGCGACGACACGACACGCGGAGGAGCAAUGACUGUUGCUUCGUCGCAUAUGGGUAGCGUCGACGAGGAACGGGAGAAAGUUAUGCCUCCUGAGGAAAGAACACAACACCAUGCAGAAGAUCAGAAUCAGGACCCAACUUCACCACCUCCAACCUCGCCAGCACGGCCUCCUCCCUCGACACCACUCCCGCGACCACCCGCGACUCCCCGUUCACCACCACCAUCCAAGCCACCUCCAAAAUCCCCACAACAACCACAAAGCACUAUCCAGUCUCCCUUGCCAAGUACAGCGUCGCCACCAACCAAGGCAAACACCACUCCAAACAAGACUGCAUCUCCAAGCAGCAAUUCAUCCACACCAAACAAAGCCAACCUGAAACCACCUGUUGGGACGAGGAGCAACUUCAAUAACAUCCCACGACCAACACCGCCGGCAGCCAAAAAGAACAAACUGUUGGGAAUUCUCUAUAACAGUGAAUGAUCAGACACAGAAUAGUGCUGCCAGGAUGGUCACAGCUUGGGAACUGGUGAAGAGGGGUAUACUUUACUGGCUGGAGCUGCAUCAGAAGUGUCUCAUGCACCUCUGAUGCAGCUCAAGAGCUAUGCUUUUGCAUGAUGGAAUGUUGCGUCAGGGACGGCGUUGGUGUGAAGGUUGUAUCUAUGUAGUUGUCUUAUUAACGUUAACAAGUAAAAUGUAAUGUCUAGCAACCGUAGAACAAGGUUUUCAACGCAAACGAAUGAGAACUAAAUGUUGAAAGCAUAGAAUGAUAGUCGGAU
Messenger RNA from Seminavis robusta, 2535 nucleotides. Lineage: Eukaryota; Bacillariophyta; Bacillariophyceae; Naviculales; Naviculaceae. The record is from the annotation of a GenBank genome assembly.